This is a messenger RNA of Pogoniulus pusillus (Red-fronted tinkerbird), 4069 nucleotides long. RefSeq names its product FYVE, RhoGEF and PH domain containing 3 (gene FGD3). The coding region runs from base 1 to 2814 and encodes 937 amino acids. Gene Ontology annotation, molecular function: guanyl-nucleotide exchange factor activity; metal ion binding. Gene Ontology annotation, biological process: cytoskeleton organization; filopodium assembly. NCBI's taxonomy places the organism in Eukaryota, Metazoa, Chordata, Aves, Piciformes, Lybiidae. The transcript is spliced from 19 exons. Gene Ontology annotation, cellular component: cytoplasm. The record is from RefSeq and is a predicted model, not a curated record.
AUGCAGCUGCAGUGGGAGGGAGAGGAAACCCACCCCCCUCGCUCGGCGACCGCCUUUGUAACCGCUCAGCCCGGCCCUACGCGCAGCAGCUCGGGGAGCGCCGGAGCGCGGCGGCGGGAGCAGAUGGAGCCUGAAGGUUGCCCUUGUUCUCCUUUCCAAAUCAAAUGCCACAUUGACUCAAACCAAGCACUGGAAGCAUGUGGAGAACUGCAGCACAUCAGCCCAGCACAAUGUAUCCAUCAAGCUGGAAGAAAGCCCAAAACCAAAACUCCACUGCCCAAAACACAUCCUCUGCAGAAGCCCCAAGUACCUCCUAAGCCUGUCCAUCUCAAAGUUGGGCAGGAGAGAAUUCCUCCUGCACCUUCUCGGCCUUUACCAGCUGACCCCAAGUUGUCAAGGAGCUUAGCACCUGGGGAGGAAGAAAUCCCAAUAUCAGCAGGAGUCAACACGCUCAUUGAGAAGUUUGAGAGCAUUAGGCAGCCUGUGCAUAUCCUUCAAAGAAACCAGCUGAAUUUGGCUCUUAAGAUGGAACCUGGCUUGGACUCUGGAUCCAAACAACUGAGCUCGUGUGACUGUGACCUGGUGGCCUCCAGCAGCUCUUCCACAAAUGAAAAAAGGGAAGAGUGUGAAAAUGAGCCAGAGCUGCCUUGUAGCACAGAUCUGUCGAACACAGACAUCAUGAAAAUCAAAGAGCUAAGCAUAGGCGACAAGAGCCAUGAAGACUCUACUGCUGUGACUGUGAGCAAGGAGUCCUCUGGAGAGCUGGGCAGUAAGGACUUAACUGCAGAGCUGAGCAGUAACGGGAAGAUUCCCAACAGGGACAGUGGCAUCGACAGUCCUUCUUGUAGCGUGGCAGGGGAAGCUUUCCCCAGCGAAGAGGGGACAGAGCAAAAGAAGCCCAGUGGGGCUGGGAACCCAGGAGAGAUGGAACCUGACAAAAAGGGCACCAAACCCUCCUCUGCGGAGCACAAGAGAGACUUUGUGCAGGAUGAAGACAGUGACAUUGAUGAAGGAAGCAGCGAGGAGCAAGAGACAGCAGAAGUGCCAAAGUUAGAGUAUUUGGAUGUAAACAAGUGUACAGAGCCCCAAAAGCUAUUCAACAUCGCAAAUGAGCUGCUGCAUACAGAAGAAGCUUAUGUGAAAAGACUCCAUCUGUUGGACCAGGUGUUCUGCAUGAAGCUGUCAGAAGCAGGCAUUUCAUCUGAAGUGAUAACGGGCAUCUUCUCAAAUAUUUCUUCCAUCUACUGUUUCCAUGGACAGUUUCUCCUUCCUGAGCUGAAAACAAGAAUCACACAAGAAUGGAGUGUCAACCCACGGCUGGGAGACAUCCUGCAGAAACUGGCUCCUUUCCUGAAGAUGUAUGGAGAGUAUGUGAAGAACUUCGACAGAGCAAUGGACAUGGUGAACACGUGCAUGCAGAGGUCCUCUCCAUUCAAAGAUGUCGUUCAGAACAUACAGAAGCAGGAGGUGUGUGGGAAUCUGACGCUGCAGCAUCACAUGCUUGAACCAGUGCAGAGGAUUCCUCGUUACGAGCUUCUCCUAAAGGACUAUUUAAAGAAACUUCCAGAAGAGUCUCCAGACAGGAAAGAUGCUGAAAAGUCAUUGGAGCUGAUAUCGACGGCAGCGAACCACUCGAACGCAGCCAUCCGCAAGAUGGAGAAGAUGCACAAGCUGUUGGAAGUCUACGAGCGGCUGGGCGGUGAGGAGGAUAUUGUAAACCCGGCCAAUGAGCUCAUCAAAGAAGGACACAUUCAGAAGCUCUCAGCCAAGAACGGCACAGCACAGGAUAGGUAUUUGUUCCUGUUUAACAGCAUGGUGCUCUACUGUGUGCCAAAGCUGAGGCUGAUCGGCCAGAAGUUCAGCGUUCGAGAGAAGAUGGACAUUGCAGGACUGCAGGUCCAAGAAAUUGCCAAGCAAAACGUGACUCACACAUUCUCCAUAACAGGGAAAAAGAGAUCACUGGAGCUACAAGCCAGGACAGAAGAGGAGAAGAGGGAGUGGAUUCAGGUCAUUCAAGCAACAAUUGAGAAGCACAAACAGAACAGUGAGACGUUUAGAGCUUUCAACAGCUCUUUUUCUCAAGAGGAGGAGCAUCUUCCUGAUUCCUCAAUAGCGAGCACCAGCUCAGUGGAAUCAAUGCCAGGAGCAGAUGGUGCUGGUGCAUUUGGAGGGAGUGAUUCCUGUAGGAAGUCUUCCAAGUCCAAGAGAGAGAAGGAGAAGCAGGCCUGCAAGAGCUGCAGUGAGAGCUUCAACUCCAUCACCAAGAGGCGGCACCACUGUAAGCAGUGCGGGGCAGUGAUCUGUGCAAAAUGCUCCGAGUUCAAGGCACUGGCAGACAACAGCCGCCACAACCGGGUGUGUAAGGAGUGCUUUGGGCAGCUAGCAGUAAGCCCCUGCAGCCCUGGAGUGGAAGCAGUUGGAGAACAGAAGAAAAGACUGGCUGCAGAGAAGCAAAGCCUCUUAGCAGCAGAAAACAGCCUCUUCAGCAGCUACCUCCAGUUCCUUGAAAAAGGGAAGACUUGGUACAAAAUGUGGGUGACCAUCCCCAAGGCUGAACCCCUUGUCCUGUAUCUGCAAGCAAGUAGCCAGGAUGGCCGAAGCCCACGCCCCGUUCCUUUGCCUGGGUAUGAAGUCAGCUUGCCAGGCUCUGGUGAGAAGUUCGAAGUGAAGCAUGUCUUUAAGCUUCACCAGUCCCAGCAAACACUUUAUUUCAGUGCAGAAGAUGAAGAGCUGCAAAUGAAAUGGAUGGAAGUUCUCACCAAAGCAGCCAAAGGGGAAACGGAAGAUGCAGCUGAAGGGCUUGGCAACCCAUAGAGCAAGUUCCAUUUCACUGCUUUCUUACAUGCUAUAAACCAUCACUUGAAUUUGGUAUUCAUGGCACUUUGAAAUCUGUAUGGCUUUAUAUUUUCAUGUGUUUGCAUAGAAAACUCAGUGGUUUCUCUCCUUUCAUUCUACAUUUCUCACCUGCAGUAGCUCCCUGGCAGAUGUUAUGUUAAAGGCAAAGGUAGUUAGAGUUGUUGGUGAUGUAGAUGCUGGUUUGGAAACAAAAGACAAGGAGAAAAGCAUUAAUUGUAACAAAGGUAAUGGAAGACCAUCAGUCUCUUUUUUUCCUAAAUGUAUAUUUUCCAGUCCUUUUGGUUGUUGUUCAGUGCAAGAUGUGUAUAGUCUGUGAUUAGUUCUCUAAAUGCUGCCUUUUAAGUUAAAUGUUGUAAAGGCUUGUGCUGGCCACUGACAUUCCACUCUCCCUCCUGGUGAAAGGUCUUUGUGAAGUGUGAGCACCGUGCCGAGUCCCCCCGUGCUAAACCCUGUCUCUGCCAUCUGGAGAUGACCUUUUCACAAGGCAGAUACCGUAGAAGGGACUUCUAAAAACGACUGCAAACUGUGCAGAACCCAAGAUGAAGAAGCCUCCUUGAUUUUUUUCCGAGCAUUUCUAAUAGAGUUUUGUUUCCUUUUGAAACCAAUCCCUUCCUUUCUCCUGUUUGAACCCACCUGGAUGUAAGCGAGCACGCUUUAUACUGCAAACUGGGUUGUGAUCAAUAAACAAGAACGUUUUCAGUACAAGCAGUGCAGAAAGGUGACUGGUUUUGUGGCAUUGGUUAAUGUAAAAGUGACCUAGGAUUUAUUUAUAUAAUUUGUAAAUAUUGUUUCCUAAGUGUUUUAAGAUUUGUUUUUGAAACACGAAUCUCAGCUAAUUAACAGGAUUUAGUGCAUAGAGUAAGAGAUGUUUGUAUGAACUGAAUAUGUAAUUUAACUUUCUUGUUCACCUGUGUUUGUCUUAUUUUCAACCUGAAAUACUUCUCUAUUUAAAUAAAAAUUCAUGCAGUUAAAUCCUGGGCCAGAUUUCCAAGGCACAGCAAGCUUUAGGUCAACAUUUAAUAGAGGGCUGGGGUUUGUAUUUUUUUUUCUUCUCUUUUUUUAAACCAAAACCCAACAACAAACCAAACCCAAAAGAGUAAAACAAGAAAAAAAAAACAACAAAAAAAAAAGAGGCAUGUCUGUUCCUAGCAGUAGUAAGCAUGUAGUACUGUUAAAAGUGAAAUAAAAUCUGUCACACUACUGUGUUUUUAAA